Molecule: messenger RNA, 1277 nt
Organism: Trifolium pratense (red clover)
Lineage: Eukaryota; Viridiplantae; Streptophyta; Magnoliopsida; Fabales; Fabaceae
Product: chloroplast envelope quinone oxidoreductase homolog
Exons: 4
Coding region: 79-1071 (330 amino acids)
Molecular function (GO): oxidoreductase activity
Source: RefSeq, a predicted model, not a curated record
AGUGCACCGCGCACUAUUUAACAUUUUUCAACAAACAAAGACUCCAAAGAAUUAGGUGUCGUGGUAGGAUUGAUAGAUAUGGCUGCCAAACUUAUGCAAGCUGUCCAGUACACUUCCUAUGGCGGAGGUGUCUCUGGAUUGAAGCAUGUUGAAGUUCCUGUUCCAACUCCAAAGAAUAAUGAAGUUUUACUCAAAUUGGAAGCAACUAGUAUUAAUCCAAUUGAUUGGAAGAUUCAAUCUGGUGUUCUUCGUAUUGCUUUUUUGCCCAAAAAAUUUCCUCAUAUACCUUGCACUGAUGUAGCAGGAGAGGUAGUAGAGGUUGGACCACAAGUCAAGGAUUUUAAAGCCGGAGAUAAAGUUGUUGCGAAACUCAACCAUCAAUAUGGAGGUGGACUAGCUGAGUUUGCGGUGGCUAGCGAGAGCUUAACAGCUGUCAGACCAUCUGAAGUCUCAGCUGCUGAAGCUGCAGGUUUACCUAUAGCCGGUCUCACAGCUAGGGAUGCACUCACCGAAAUUGGAGGAGUUAAGCUUGAUGGGACUGGCGAGCCCAAGAACGUUUUGGUAACUGCUGCUUCAGGUGGUGUUGGUGCAUUUGCUGUUCAGCUUGCCAAACUAGGGAACAACCAUGUGACAGCCACUUGUGGCGCUCGCAACAUUGACUUUGUUAAGAGCUUAGGUGCUGAUGAGGUUCUCGACUACAAAACUCCAGAGGGAGUAGCACUCAAGAGUCCAUCCGGUAGGAAAUACGAUGCCGUGGUACAUUGCACCACUGGAAUACCAUGGUCAACUUUUGAACCUAAUUUGAGUGAAAAGGGGGUUGUAGUCGAUUUAACACCUGGCCCAAGUUCAUUGUUGACUUUUGCACUGAAGAAACUUACUUUUUCAAAAAAGCGGUUGGUGCCGUUUGUUGUAACUGUCAAGCGUGAGGGUUUGGAACAUCUGACUCAAUUGGUGAAGGAUGGGAAACUGAAGACAAUUAUUGAUUCCAAGUUUCCUUUGAGCAAAGCAGAAGAUGCUUGGGCUAAGAGCAUUGAUGGCCAUGCUACAGGAAAAAUCAUUGUGGAACAAUAGGCACAGUUUGCUUGGUGAUGUUGUAUUUACAGUUUCAAUUUUUCUACACAAGGUUUGUGUGUGUUUUAUAUAGAAAUGAAAAACCUGGGAUACAUCAUAUGCUGUAAGGAUUUUAAAUUCAUAUAUGUCUUGAUUCUAUCUUGUUGGUUUGUACUAUUGUAUGAUUUCACGAGGUCAAAGUCAAUCAUGUUGAUUUAUUGUGAGAA